AUGUCCACCGAAGUUCACAACAACGGCGCCCUCGAGAAGGACGUCGGUACUGUCCCCGCGGGUACCGCCGCUACGGAUCAUCACCAGGGUGCUCCUAUCCAUCCGCAAAUGUCUGCGGAGGAGCACGAGGUCGCCCGCGCUGCUGCCCGAUUCGGUUACGGACCCCUGGCCCACGUUAAUGCCGAGGAUGCCCGUCUGCGUCCCUUUGGCGGAGAAUUCCAGCCUGGUCUGUACAAGCCCGUCGAGAACCGCAAGUUCGCCAACCCUGCUCCUCUCGGCCUGUGCGCUUUCGCGCUCACUACUUUUGUGUUGAGUGCCAUCAACAUGUACACUCGCGGUCUCGGCAAGCCCAACAUUGUUGUCUCUCUUGCUUUCGGCUAUGGUGGUCUGGUCCAGCUGCUGGCUGGCAUGUGGGAAAUGGCUGUCGGCAACACCUUUGGUGCUACUGCACUCUCCUCGUACGGUGGUUUCUGGCUCGCUUUCGCCAUUGUCUUGACUCCCGGUGGGUUCGAUAUUGUCAAUUCACUUGUGGUCAAGGACGCCGCCGGAAAUGUAGACGAGUCCGCCUUCUUCGACUCCAUGGGCCUCUUCUUGAUGGGAUGGUUCAUCUUCACCACCAUCUUGCUUAUCUGUACCCUGCGAUCCACCGUUGCCUUUUUCUUGCUGUUCUUCUUCCUGGACAUGACCUUCCUGUUGCUUGGAAUCUCAUACCUGGUUCGCCCCGGUGGACAACAGUACGUCGCCGUUCAAAAGGCUGGCGGUUUCUUCGGGUUCCUUGCUGCCUUUGCUGCUUGGUACAACGCUCUCGCCGGUCUGGCCGAUAACAGCAACAGCUUCUUCAUCGUUCCUGUUGCUCACUUCCCAUGGUCUCCCACCGGUCGUAGCCGCCGCUCCAAGACCCAGCGUGAACUUGCUUAA
Molecule: messenger RNA, 918 nt
Organism: Penicillium diatomitis
Lineage: Eukaryota; Fungi; Ascomycota; Eurotiomycetes; Eurotiales; Aspergillaceae
Product: acetate uptake transporter family protein
Exons: 2
Coding region: 1-918 (305 amino acids)
Cellular component (GO): plasma membrane
Molecular function (GO): acetate transmembrane transporter activity
Source: RefSeq, a predicted model, not a curated record